Messenger RNA from Rhineura floridana, 1254 nucleotides. It is a transcript of the gene KCNJ9, whose product is annotated as potassium inwardly rectifying channel subfamily J member 9. The record is from RefSeq and is a predicted model, not a curated record. Bases 1 to 1254 code for a protein of 417 amino acids. The transcript is spliced from 2 exons. Gene Ontology annotation, biological process: regulation of monoatomic ion transmembrane transport; potassium ion import across plasma membrane. Gene Ontology annotation, molecular function: G-protein activated inward rectifier potassium channel activity. NCBI's taxonomy places the organism in Eukaryota, Metazoa, Chordata, Lepidosauria, Squamata, Rhineuridae. Gene Ontology annotation, cellular component: plasma membrane.
AUGGCGAAGGAGAACGCGGCCUUCUCCACCAUCCCUGAGACCCCGGUUUCCGAAUCCAAGGCCCCGCUCCCUGUCGGCCAGGUCAAACCAGCCGCUCUGCGCCGUCUCGGCGAGGAGCCGGAGAAGGCUGAGAAGAAACGAGGGCGGCAACGGUACGUGGAGAAGGAUGGCAAGUGCAACGUCCAACAUGGCAAUGUGCGGGAGACUUACCGCUACCUCACCGACAUCUUCACCACGCUGGUGGACCUGAAGUGGCGCUUCAGCCUGCUGGUGUUCAUCUUGGCCUACGCCAUCACCUGGCUUUUCUUUGGCCUCAUUUGGUGGUUCAUUGCUUACUGCCGCGGCGACCUCGACCACCUGGGGGACGAUGCCUGGACACCUUGUGUCAACAACCUCAAUGGAUUUGUCUCGGCCUUCCUCUUCUCCAUCGAAACGGAGACGACCAUUGGUUACGGCCACCGGGUCAUCACGGACAAGUGCCCCGAGGGGAUCAUCUUGCUCUUGCUGCAAGCCAUCCUGGGCUCCAUGGUCAACGCCUUCAUGGUGGGCUGCAUGUUUGUCAAGAUCUCCCAGCCCAACAAGCGAGCAGAGACACUGGUCUUCUCCUCCCACGCGGUGAUCUCGCUGAGGGAUGACUGCCUGUGCCUCAUGUUCCGGGUGGGGGACCUACGCAACUCCCACAUUGUGGAGGCCUCAAUCCGGGCCAAGCUGAUCAAGUCCAAGCAGACGCAUGAGGGGGAGUUCAUCCCCCUCAACCAGACGGACAUCAACGUGGGCUUUGAGACCGGGGAUGACCGCCUCUUCUUGGUGUCACCCCUCAUCAUCAGCCAUGAGAUCAACGAGCACAGCCCCUUCUGGGAGGUCUCCAAAGACCAGCUGCGAAAGGAUGAGUUUGAGAUUGUCGUCAUCUUAGAAGGGAUGGUGGAGGCCACAGGGAUGACGUGCCAAGCGCGGAGCUCCUACCUUGUGGACGAGGUCCUCUGGGGCCACCGCUUCAUGUCUGUCCUCACCCUCGAGGACGGCUUCUAUGAGGUAGAUUACAACAGCUUCCAUCAGACCUUUGAGGUCCCCACGCCCAGCUGCAGUGCCCGGGAACUGUCGGAGGCUGCAGCCCGCAUGGACGCCCACCUGUACUGGUCUAUCCCGAGCCGGCUGGAUGAAAAAGUGGAGGAAGGGACAGAGAAAGGGGGGGAGGAAGGGGCCAAGGAGAAGAACGGCAACCUCACCAGUACGGAGAGCGAGUCCAAGGUUUAA